Messenger RNA from Stylophora pistillata, 1352 nucleotides. RefSeq names its product nucleoside diphosphate kinase 5. Lineage: Eukaryota; Metazoa; Cnidaria; Anthozoa; Scleractinia; Pocilloporidae. The record is from RefSeq and is a predicted model, not a curated record. Gene Ontology annotation, cellular component: cilium. Gene Ontology annotation, biological process: cilium movement; UTP biosynthetic process; negative regulation of oxidative stress-induced intrinsic apoptotic signaling pathway. Gene Ontology annotation, molecular function: nucleoside diphosphate kinase activity.
AACUUUCGCUGCCAUUUUGGUUUUGCUUCUUCGCAGGCUUAGCUAGAGCGCGUACUUCACAAUUUUUUACACCUAAAUAUGCCAGACGGUGAAAAGCCCGUGAUACCUCCUGCUCCUGCAAUACACAUCGAGCGAACGCUAGCGUUAUUUAAGCCAGACGCUGUUCACAAGAGCGAUGAAAUCGAAGAAAUUAUACUUCAACAUGGUUUCACCAUUUUACAGAAAAGAAGAGUGCAUAUGACACCUGAACAGACUAGUGAUUUCUACGCCGAACACUAUGGUAAAAUGUUCUUCCCAAGUCUUGUGGCAUAUAUGAGCAGUGGACCAAUUUUAGCACUUGUCUUGGCAAGGCAAUCUGCAAUUGCUUUUUGGAGACAGCUGAUUGGACCAACAAAUACGCAAAAAGCAAGAGAUCAGGCGCCAGAAAGUUUGAGAGCCAUCUAUGGUACAGACAGCACCAAAAAUGCUCUUCAUGGAAGUGACAGCUAUUCAAGUGCAGAGAGGGAAAUACACUUUUUCUUUCCUGAUAGUGUUGUAGAACCAAUUUCAACCGGACAAGCAGCAAAAGACUACCUCACAAGUACUGUAACCCCAACUUUACUUAAAGGACUCACAGAGCUAUGCAAGAUGAAGCCUGCUGACCCAAUCAUUUGGUUGGCAGAUUGGUUAGUGGUGAACAAUCCAAACAAACCAAGAGUUCAAGAAGAAGGUUACACUGUUGAAGAACCAGAUGACUAACUCUCACAUGUUUGACUUGAGCAGCUUCUUACAAAUUCACAAGCUGUAAAUAUGCUGUUUUCAAAUAAUAAGGAAAAUUUAAACAAAGAUUACAAUCAGUUUGAAAUUUUCUUCAUGGUACAGCUGUUAUGUUAUGUUUUAUUAAGUAUAUGUACAUACAAAUAGAGUCUACUCUCUUUAAAAUAGUGUCUUUUUUAAGAGUUUUCUAUGAAGCAGCUUACAAAUUCAGCUGUUCUUGAAUAUUUAUCAUUGUUCUUAUUUGUUUAGGAGCAAUGUCAUCACAGCAGUUAUUUGUUGUUUAUUUGGUGUAUAUUGCUCAUCAUGAGAUAGUUAUUCUUAAACCAUAAACUUUAGAUUGAAUUUUGAAUGUCAUGAUGAAACUGAGUUGUUCUUGUUCAGGUGAUGUUUUUAGUCACCAUGUGGUUUCAGCGAGUUUGAAGUCGAGUUAAUGUUGGGAACAACAUUUUCACAGAAAGAAUAGUUACAUAAUUGUGAAAGUUUUGCACCUCAUUAACAUAGCUUACAUUCAGUCAUUAAGAUACACAGUACAAAUGUAUGCAGGUGUAUUGAAAAUCCAAUUUUUUUAGGAGCUACAAUAAAUUUGAACUGAAUCA